Gavialis gangeticus (Gharial) is the source of this 1214-nucleotide messenger RNA. RefSeq names its product 4-hydroxy-2-oxoglutarate aldolase 1 (gene HOGA1). The record is from RefSeq and is a predicted model, not a curated record. The transcript has 7 exons. The coding region runs from base 43 to 1029 and encodes 328 amino acids. Gene Ontology annotation, molecular function: 4-hydroxy-tetrahydrodipicolinate synthase activity; N-acetylneuraminate lyase activity. Lineage: Eukaryota; Metazoa; Chordata; Crocodylia; Gavialidae. Gene Ontology annotation, biological process: N-acetylneuraminate catabolic process.
AUCAUUAACGGCCUGGGCAGCAGCUGGGAGCUCAGUCCUGCCAUGGAACUCAUGGCCCUGCUGCGGCCGGGGGCCCGAGGUUGGCGCCCCGGGGUGCUGGGCAGGGCGCUGAGCACCGCCCCCACCACGCCGGCGCCCAGGUUGGACCUGCGGGGCAUCUACCCGCCCCUGGCCACCCCCUUCACGGCCCAGGGCAGCGUGGACUACGCCCGGCUGGAGGACAACCUGCGCCUCUACGCCCAGGUCCCCUUCCGAGGCUUCGUGGUGCAGGGCUCCAACGGCGAGUGCCCACUGCUGACGGGGCCGGAGCGGUUGGACAUCGUGGCCCGCGUGCGUCAGGCCGUGCCCCGCCACCGCCUCCUGCUGGCCGGCUCCGGAUGCGAGUCCACGCAGGCCACCAUUGAGCUGACGGCGGGGAUGGCGCAGGCGGGUGCCGACGCUGUCUUGGUGGUGACACCCUGCUACUACCGGGGUGCCAUGAGCACCGCUGCCCUGGUGCUCCACUACACCCAGGUGGCAGAGGCAUCGCCGGUGCCCGUGGUGCUGUACAGCGUCCCUGCCAACACCGGCCUGGAGCUGCCCCUGGAGGCUGUGCUGGCCCUGGCCCCGCACCCCAACAUCGUGGGGCUCAAGGACAGCGGUGGCGAUAUCACUCGCCUGGGGCUGAUCGUGCACAAGACACGGUGCGAGGACUUCCAGGUGCUGGCGGGGUCGGCCGGCUUCCUGCUGGCCAGCUACGCCGUGGGUGCCGUCGGGGGGGUCUGCGCGCUUGCCAACGUCCUGGGUACGCCGUUGUGCCAGCUGGAGCGCCUGUGCCAGGAGGGGCGCUGGCAGGAGGCCCGGGACCUGCAGCACCGGCUCAUUGAGCCCAACACGGCGGUGACACGGCGCUUCGGCGUGGCGGGGCUGAAGCAGGCCAUGGAGUGGUUUGGCUACCAGGGGGGGCCCUGCCGGGCACCGCUGCUGCCGCUCAGCGAGGACCAGGCUGCUGCGCUGCGCCGGGCCUUUGCCCGCAACGGCUGGCUCUGACCCCCCUGCACAGCGCUGCACCCCGCAUGCACUCCAGCCCCCGGCACCUGCCCAGCUGCCCCCUACCCCUGCGAGGGCAGCUGUGGCCUGGGAGCUCAGCAUCAAUCCAGCCUGGCCCAGGCAUGAGGCGGUGGGUUCCUGUGGCCACGCAGAGUCCAGCUGGGAAUAAACUCAUUGCACCUGCA